Ectocarpus siliculosus is the source of this 504-nucleotide messenger RNA. The record is from the annotation of a GenBank genome assembly. NCBI's taxonomy places the organism in Eukaryota, Phaeophyceae, Ectocarpales, Ectocarpaceae.
AUGGUGGAUGCUGACAGACGCAGCACCGGUGGCUUGUACCUUGGCCCCGUGCUCAGGCCGUUAAGUUCGGACUCUGAGUUUUUCGAUGAGGGAAACACAAAUCGAGCACUGCUCUGCAAGCUGAACGUGUUUGCGAUCAUGAGCGAGGGUGCUGAUGCUAUGGACCUCCACGAGGACCAGCACCAGUUCGAAUGCAUGUUUCAGGACUGUACUGCCACCUUCUCGUCGCUGAAGAGGCACGAGGAGCACUACGAGACGUCGCACAGACACCGUUGUUUUACCUGCGGGCGCAGCUUCCCGACCCACCGACUGCUGGACCUACACCUUAGCGAGGCGCACGACUCCUUCUUUAGGGCUAUGGCGGAGCGAAGGCCGAUGUACGCGUGCCUGGUGGAAGGGUGCCCGGAAGUGUUUGAGUCGUCGGGAAAGCGCCACGAGCAUCUCGUAGAGGCUCACCUCUAUCCUGAGAGCUUCGACUUUAGCAGGCGAGAAAUGACCGCGUAG